AUGUCUUCCCUUAUCAACAGCAUCAUCAACACUAAAUCUAAUAUGAAUAACAACAACAAAUACAACAACAACAACGUUAACAAUAAAAACAAUACCAACAACAAUACCAAUAGCAUCAUUGACAGCAACAAUGCUAAUAAUCAUUCCGAGAAGAAUAAUAUUAAAAACAACGACAACAACAACCACAUUGACAACAACCACGCUGAUAAAAAUGCUUCAGUGUAUAGUAAAGAUAUUUCGAAUGCCAUCAAAAUUGCAUCUGACACCAUAAACAACAACAUCAACAACAACAACAACCACAUAAUUAAAAACCACAGCAACAACAAGAACAGCGUGGACGACAACUACACCGGCUACCCAUCAAACUCCCUACAAAGAAUGAACCUUGACAUCCAGGGCAAGCUGGACAUGGCAUUGAUGGAGUUUCGGGAGAUGAGGAAGCAAAGGGAUGAUGCUCUCGUCACGGUCAAGAAUUUGCAGAGAGAAAGAUCUCUGAACGGAUGGAAUAGUAUAAUGAAGGGUGCAGUUAGUGAGAACGGACAUGCCCUUGAUGACGAUGAUCAUGAUGACCGAGAUGAUGACCGCGACGAAAACAACGCCAGCAAUUAUAAUUCAGAUGGAAUGUUUGGAUUGAGGAUAAAAAAAGACCAGACACCCUCUCUUCUAGCUUAUCAUCAUCUCCAUCCAAAUAAUCCUACUCUCUCUGAUUUCUCUCCACAUCUCUCUACAUCCCCUUCUUCUCAUCAUCUUGUCAUCUCCCACGUGGAAAAAAAUGGUCCAGCUGAUGGAAAGAUUAUGGUAGGUGACGGAUUAGUGAGAAUAAACAGCACGCCAGCGGGUGAAAUGGACGGAACUAGAGCUCAAUCUCUCUUGAUGCAAGCAGGAGCCUCUGUAAACCUGACUAUCAGUCGUCUGGUUCCUCUUCCCGCCAAAAAAACGCCCGACAACCCGUUUAGGAUCAGCUUGCUAAAGAAGAAUAAAAAUGACGACAUUGGCCUGACAUUGGGUUGCAAGUUCUUCGUAAAAGAAAUCAGGCCGGCAAGUUUGGCACAAAAAGAUGGAAACGUACGAGUCGGUGAUGAAGUUUUGAAGAUCCAGAACACACCAGUUGAAGGUCUGUCUCUGCUGGAAGCCACCAAAAUGAUGGAGAAGUGCAAGGAGAAGAUGAACAUCACCAUCAACAAACCACCAACCAAGAUCUUUAGAGUUAACAAAGAAAUGAAAAUAAUUGAGAGACCACGGAUCGCUUCAGAAAAUGUCAACCCAUGCUUCUCUCCCUUACCAUCUUUGGAGUUACUCUCACCUAUGCAGCAACAGCCGCAACUUCAACGACCGCAACAACGACCACCACAUCAGCCGUAUAAACAACAACAACCACAACAAAAUCUUCCUAACAUUGUUAACAUCACAAGUGAACCUAGGGAGGUGUGCAUAAGCAGGUUGCCGCCAGAUCUUGGUGGAGGUCUUGGUCUGAAAAUCAUGGGCGGCAACAUAACUGGGAUUUUUAUUUCAAAGGUCACCCCGGACUCAUCGGCCCACAAAUUGGGGGUCUUUGAAGGGGACAUGGUGGAUGGUGUGGAAAUGUUUGGCAAGACGAAGGAGGAGUCUGUCUUGACGUUGCUGGGCGUUUCACAGCAGGCGGCACUGCUACUCCAGCACUCGAAGACUGAUUACGAGAGGAUGUUGUUUGAGACGGGUGGCACUGGAACGGGGGACUUGUUCUACAUAAGGACAAAUUUCGAGCACGUGACGUCAGAGGCCAACGAGUUGAACUUCCACAGGGGUGAACUUUUCCAGGUCACGGACACCCUCCACAUGGGCAUCAUAGGGUCAUGGAAGGUCAACAGAAUUUCUAAAAAUAACUUAAUUACGUCAGAUGUCACCAAAGAUGAUAAAAAUAGUAAUGAAUUAGUUAAAAAUAAAAAUGCUAAUGAUUUGAUGAGUGCUGAAAUGAAGGCUGAACAAAUUUCACUGUCAAAGUCCGUAAGUUCGAACGACAUUUUGAAGAGGAUCGAGAAUGCUGCCACUUUGUUUAGGAAGAAAUCAAAACCUGGAAUCUUUUCCAGUAUGAGCUACAAAAGGCCAGUGGUCGUCUACGGCCCGCUAUCAAACCUGGUCAGUAGAGAGUAUGACGUCAGUGGUGGUGGUGAUGAUGAUGACGAUAAAAAUGAUGGGGAGAACAAAGGAAUGAAAAAAAAGUACAUAAAACUAAAGCAACUGUACGCUUGUAUAAAGAAGGAAAAACACGCUCUAAUAAGCAACCUUGACAUUCACUCAAUGGAUCGCCUGCUACGUUCGGACAUCAUCCCCAUCGUUGUCUACAUCAAGUUCGACAGCAAGCAGUCUGUCAAAGAGGUUAUGUCACUGUUGCAAGAGAAGCCGCCACCUUCAAACACGUUACUUUCAUCGUCGUCGUCGUCGGCGUUUUUGUCGCUGGCUUCGUCGUGGGGAUUGCUGCCGAACAAGCCCUACAAGAAAAUGUACGAUCAGUUUGUAGAGUUUGAAGUAGACGAUGAAUUCACAACCAACAACUACACCACUAAUUUAAAUGAUGACCUGAUUUACAAAUUGGGUCAAAAAAUCGCCCAUUUACAACGCAGUAAAACUUGGGUGAACGAAAAAAAGGUAAAGCUGGAGGGCAGUAGCAAGCUCUACCCAUCAACAGCUCCAAUGUGGAAAACAAAUGGAGAAGCGGUGGCCGAUGCAGUAACAUCACCAUUGUAUUUAACAACGACAACGGCAGCAACAGCAGCAACGUUGACAAACGUGAACGCCUCUUCAACAACAUUGUCCAGGUCGUCAUCGGAUCCCAACAUUCUCAAGUCCUCUCAAAUCAUUCGAUAUCUUCCUAGCUACUCCGCCAUCCUGAACGAGAAAAACAGUCGAAACAACAUCCUGGCCAAUGACGACUGCGAAAACUUUCAUGGGAGCAACACGCUUGGUCGAAGAAAGACUAACUACACAGCCGAUGGAGAGCUGAUGACGUCUGGAUGCCACCACUCACGAUGGCUUUCGUCUCCGAUUCAUUCGAAGCAGUUUGAUUCCAUGCAACAGCAGCAUCUUCCAAGACAACAACAUCAACAACAAAAUGUUGUCGUUUAUGGAACAAGCAGCAAAGUUGCAACACGUGCAUCCUCUGGGCCAUCGUACGCAACGACCCAACCACAUCCAAUCCUCAUGCCUCGACAACAAAUUUUGAAACAACAACAAAAACAACAGCAACAACUACAGGAUCAACCAGCACCACAACAACGGCAGCAGUCACAUCCCAGUGCACUUGGACAACGAAUGACCUCUUUCUCACCUCAACAGUUCUCCCCUGUUUCUAACCAAAGCUCACAAACACAAAAAAAUAUUCUUCCAGUUAAUCAGCUGACACUUUACCAGCAACAUCGUCAGCAACAGCACCAAUCGCAACCACCACAACAGCAACGACAACAACAUUACCAACAACAUCAUCAACCUCAAUUCUCUCAAACUCUGGAUAAACCGACCAGAGUGCUUGGAAGAAACUCAGCCGCCAGGAAGUCCUGCCAUGAGGUGCCGACAGCAACUGAGAUGUCAACCAUCGAUGAACUAGAGGAUCGAACUCGUGAUGAUAAUGAUGGCAGUAUUAUGAAAAGUAAAUCAAUCAAGAGUGCCGGUAGCAUUGGAUGUGACAUCAACAACAACAACAACAACGCCAGCAGCAACAUUUGCAGAACUAUUGACACGGUUGAUGUCUCGACAACCAAGAACAGAGUUUACAGAAAUGACAUUUACAACAAUAACAGCAACACCUUUGCAAACAUCAACAACAACAACAACACCGUUGCAAACGUCAACAACAACGGAAACAUUGAUGGCAACGACAACCGGAAUAACAUGAGUGCAAUCAUUGCACAAGCUAGAGGAGUGUUCAACUGCAAUGGUGGAAUACUGGAUUCAAAGGAGACUGGUGUGAAGCUGGUGAUACCGAAGGGCGCCCUGCCACCUGGUGUGGAUCAAGAGAUCUUCUUCAAGGUAUGCAGAGAUGAAAGGAAAAUGCCCCCAUUAGAUAAAGAAAAAGGUGAAACUCUUCUAAGUCCUCUAGUGAUGUGUGGGCCGCAAGGUUUGCAUUUCCUAGAGCCGAUAGAGAUGUACCUUCCACAUAAUCCAACUGUCGACCCGUCCUCGUGGGCUUUCAACUUGAAAACUACAGACUCUCCAUCCGGUACGGCGUUUUUGAUUUAUUUUCCCAUGACAAUUUAA
Helobdella robusta is the source of this 4230-nucleotide messenger RNA. RefSeq lists its product as hypothetical. The record is from RefSeq and is a predicted model, not a curated record. Lineage: Eukaryota; Metazoa; Annelida; Clitellata; Rhynchobdellida; Glossiphoniidae. The coding region runs from base 1 to 4230 and encodes 1409 amino acids. Gene Ontology annotation, biological process: protein localization to cell-cell junction; cell-cell adhesion; cell-cell junction organization. Gene Ontology annotation, molecular function: cell adhesion molecule binding. The transcript is spliced from 25 exons. Gene Ontology annotation, cellular component: bicellular tight junction; plasma membrane.